ACGCGCAAAGCAAGAAACGACGACGCUCCACUUCUAUCAGCUGCUCAGUGCUGGAACGGUGGAUGCUUCCUCUCCGUCUCUGUACUCGUCGCUCUCUAGGACAUCUAGAUGACAAUGCUUCUGCUUCCCGACGCGGAUUGGAAGAAGUGAAAAUGAAGUGGUACUUAGUAGCUUCUCUCCUCACCGUCCUCACUAGCUCUCAGGGGAUUUUAACUACUCUAUCACAAAGCAAUGGCAAAUAUAAAUAUGAUUACGCCACCGUUCCUUUCCUUGCUGAGGUUUUCAAGCUUAUUGUAUCAAGUGUUUUUCUCUGGAGAGAGUGUAAGAAAUCACCUCCUGCGAAAAUGACGACGGAUUGGAAGAGCGUUCGUCUGUUCCCGAUUCCUUCAAUCAUUUACUUAAUCCAUAAUAAUGUCCAGUUUGCUACUCUUAUGUAUGUCGAUACGUCCACGUAUCAGAUAAUGGGCAACUUGAAGAUUGUCACUACUGGAAUCUUGUUCAGGUUGUUUCUUAAGAAGAAGCUCACUAAUUUACAAUGGAUGGCCAUUGUUUUAUUGGCUGUUGGAACAACCACAAGUCAGGUCAAAGGAUGUGGAGAGGCUUCAUGUGACUCCCUCUUUUCAGCACCAAUUCAAGGAUACAUGUUAGGAAUUUUGUCUGCUUGUCUUUCAGCAUUGGCUGGUGUUUAUACGGAGUUCUUGAUGAAGAAGAACAAUGACAGCUUAUACUGGCAGAAUGUACAGUUGUACACGUUUGGUGCAAUCUUCAAUAUGGCACGGCUUGUGUUGGAUGAUUUUAGAGGUGGAUUUGAGAAAGGACCUUGGUGGCAAAGGCUAUUUAAUGGAUACAGUGUUACAACCUGGAUGGUUGUGUUAAAUCUAGGUUCUACUGGGCUUUUGGUUUCCUGGUUAAUGAAAUAUGCUGACAAUAUAGUUAAGGUGUAUUCCACAUCGAUGGCCAUGCUAUUGACAAUGGUUCUAUCUGUGUUCCUCUUCAGUUUCAAGCCAACAGUUCAGCUUUUCUUGGGAAUCAUUGUUUGCAUGAUGUCACUACAUAUGUACUUUGCCCCUCCAAAUAUGCUUGUAGACUUGCCUUCAACAGUUAGAACAGAUCCAGAGAGUCUUGUCAACGUUCCAGUUGAUCGUAAAACAGAUUCUUGAAGAUCAGCAUCUUUUCUGAAGUAUGUAAUUCUUUUCUGAUUCUUCUGUAAACGGAAUUAAAUUUAUUAAUGGUUCAUCUCUUGCCAAGUGAAAUUCAUCAAGUAGGUAUUUAAUUAGUAAGAUGCUUACAGCUGAAUAUUUGACACGAAACGGAUUACUACUAACAAAGUCAAGUAGCGGUUUGAUGACUUGGUCAUUUACUCAUUUGGAUUUUGAUAAAAACUUGUUUCUAGUACAUUCAUUCAAAUGAAGAUUAAUUCUCUUUGUUUAA
Messenger RNA from Theobroma cacao (cacao), 1431 nucleotides. RefSeq names its product Nucleotide-sugar transporter family protein. Gene Ontology annotation, molecular function: pyrimidine nucleotide-sugar transmembrane transporter activity. The record is from RefSeq and is a predicted model, not a curated record. NCBI's taxonomy places the organism in Eukaryota, Viridiplantae, Streptophyta, Magnoliopsida, Malvales, Malvaceae. Gene Ontology annotation, biological process: pyrimidine nucleotide-sugar transmembrane transport. Gene Ontology annotation, cellular component: Golgi membrane.